Messenger RNA from Porites lobata, 6657 nucleotides. NCBI's taxonomy places the organism in Eukaryota, Metazoa, Cnidaria, Anthozoa, Scleractinia, Poritidae. The record is from the annotation of a GenBank genome assembly.
AAUUAUAGUUAUUUUACUUUGCAAUAAUGUCAAAACGUGACGAAGGCAGUGUGGAAAAUUCUGAGCAUAAUAGUUUAAUGAAUUACAAUAGUCAGGCCUACGGGCAUGAUUUCGUUCAAGAAAAUGUUAAGAGAUAUAUUAAACAGUUCGAGCGGGGCAAAGAGAAGUCGGAGCGAGAGGCGAAACGCAAAGAGCGAAUUCGAAAUGUCGCCGACAUUUCGAACAACUUCUAUACACUUGUCACCGACUUUUAUGAAUAUGGGUACGGACGAUCAUUUCAUUUCGCACCGGUCCUAUCCGCGAGCUCUUCCUUGCAGGAGUGUGUUUUGGCCUAUGAAAGAGAAAUUGCAAGAACUAUAAAGGCUAAUCAAGGCAUGAAGCUACUGGUAGGUAAACUCUCUUUUUCAUUGCUUUUUCAUUUUGUCAUUGUACUUGUAUACGUUCGUCACCAGGAAAUGUUAAAUGAGGCUAUAUUUUGUCUAGACACUUUGAAACUAGUGUCAAAAUAUAUUGUAACCUGAAUUAGUUAAAGUUUCAUUUUUUUUUUAAAGCGCGGCCAAAAACGCAUACUUUGGACCCGAUUUCAAGAUGUCAAAAGUUCGCGGUGUUUGAUUGGUUGACAGUCAUCACACCACCUUCUAAUUAUGCCCCUACUUGUUUAUCAUAAGUAUGUUUUCACUGGUUAAUUUAUGUGCCGUUACCACAGGCAGCCCAAGCGCAAAAUAUUAGCAUCGGCAUUAUGGCGAAACAUCCCGGAAAUUUUAAGAUUGGUAUGGGUGGGAGAGGACCUAUCGUUACUUGUAACCAACGACUAUAAAAGGAUUUCAAUAAAAACGACUAACCUUACGUAAACUGUGCGUUACGUCUUUUCUCUCACGGUGCUCCGCGAGCCGAUUUGUGGCCAUUUUUAUGGGUUUUAGUGUAACCGAAUACAGUAACUGGUGUGAACCGAUAUACUCUCCCAGGAUACAUCCUUUCCCAUGAAAUCAUUGUGAAAUGGGAAUAAAUAGGCUCGCAGACCUCAAAGGAAAGACGAAACACAUAUUUAAAGUAAGGUAAAUCGAAAUUCUUUUAUAUUCUUAGGGUACAGGAACCUUAGUUCCCCCCCCCCCCGCUUUGGCAUACAAAUCCUUUUACUUGGAACGUUACGCUACAAUUCCGAUCCUCAUAUUUCGAGCUUGGGAGACCUGUGCCAUUACUCGACCUUUAGAAUUAUGAAGUCAACCGAAUCAUACCAAUAACCAGUGACAACCUGAUGAUGAAGGAUUUAAAACAACGGCUGAAAAAGGACAAAACAAACAUUUGAUCCAAAAUUUAUAAUUAUCGUAAGGCUCAGCUUUUUGCUCUUUGAUGGUAGAGGACGUAGAGGUAUUAGAAAAUGUGUUUAGAUGAACAGUUUCCUUUUCCGUUACACUGAUUUCAUCCGGUUUCGCGAUUCGAAACCCAGGUCUGGGCAUAAGUUCGGGGCACCAUAUUUGUGCCCCUCGAAAGGCCACACACGUGGUGUCCCCUUUCUGGGCUCUUAACGAUUGUGCUAGUAAAAGAAGUAUAUGCCAUUAGCGUUGCCUAAUUUUUUCCGAAUUAUAUAUGCUUUUCUUUGAAAAUUUUAUGCUAAUUUUUCUUCAAAUUAUGCGAUCAUGCAUUGAAUGGUACUAUUUUCACGUCAGAUGACCCAUGGCCUUGUAUAUGCCUUUGGUAAGCUUUGAUCAGACCAAUUUCAACGGGGUUUGGUCUAUCAGCAAGUUGUUUGGCGCCGUCUCACCCAUCUCGUUGCGUACGAAACCGGAAACUAGGACAGACGCAAUCUUUCUGACUUUCGGUGUGCCCAGCUCUCUCGACCAUGAACAGCACCGUGUCCUCCCUCUCUUGACGAAAACAUUAGACUGAAAAAUGGAUGCACUUAAAAAAAAAAAUCAAUCUGGACCGAGCAAGAAUGAGUCUGCCGAUGGUCCGUUCAAUGAUUAAGCUGAGCUAAAUGAAAAAAAUACCGUGCUUAUGAUAGCAUUGCUACUUUUUUAAAGAGCAAAGAUUAUGCUCGUUUUUCCGGCCACAAAUUAUGUAUGGACAGUUGAUAAGGGCCUACCGCUUACUAUCCGCUACGAUUACACGCUUUGAAGCCGGCCUAUGCAGCGGGAAAGCGCACAGAACGGAGACUUGAGGCCAAGUUGUCUAUUUAUUGAUAUUCUGUAAUAUAUCAAAUUUAAUUUUCAGUUAGAAAUUCAGUGGAUGUGAUUUCAGUUUACGAUAGCGUGACAUUUAAAUAUGCGCGUAUUCAAAUUCGCAUCGCGUGAUACACAAUUCGCUCUGGAGCUGGUGCUUGUCACGUGAAGAAAAAACGAAACGAAAUAGAUAAAUUUCACAUACAGGAGGCAUUGGAGGAGUGUAGUUGAGUGGAGGCAUGAGCUAAAAAUCACAGCUAUUUUACUCUCCAAGGGCCUCAAGGAGAAUGAUUGUUUGCAGGCUUACUGUGUAUCUAUUUAAUAUGUACAUUUUUGCGAUUUUAAAAUAAAAUGCACGACCUUGAAAUUUGCAGAUGACUAUUGACACACGGCACUUGCUUAAACUUUAAAGUGCAGAACUAAUGGUUCAAAAUAUUAAUUGCAGUGAUCGAGGUGAUUCGCAUGGCCGAUUUUUGCGCCUUUUCCCCGAUCUUCGCUUGCAGGCGUCCGACACGUAUGAGUGCAAUUUAGGUAAAAGACCUAUCGAGACGCCUACGGCAAAAGGCAAACGGCAAACGUCAGAUUCUCGCUAAGAAAUUCUCAAAAUAGAAAAUGACCAGAUAAAAAAAGCUUAAAACAAUUCUUAUGGAUAAAACUGGCGUCAAUCCACUGAUGUUCGCAUAGUUGUAAUGACAGCAAACGACAACUUAAGAGAAAAUUUGGUCACGUGGUACAGAUUCACGUUUGACGUUUGUCAUAAACAUAACUCGAAACUCUAUUUUGAGGAAGCGCGAGGAGUCGCGUGUGAACGGCACGCGAACAGAGGCGCGAAGGUGAGAGGCGCGUUCUCUCGCGAAUCUCUUCACUCUCCAGAAAUGGCGAGCUUGGUCGCAGGCUAUGGCAAUAAUAGACCUUUUUACCGAUACGUAUACGGCGGCCAUAUCGAAUUAUUUAGGUUUAGAGAGUAUUAUGGGAUGCCCAGGGGGUAUGAGCACGAUCCAGUAUACUUGCAUCAGUAUUUACGUGCGCUAUUCGGGUCAAUUUUUCUUUAAGUUUUCCUAGAAAAACAUCGUAAUGGGAGAAAAAAGAUCGUUGUGCCGUGUUUGGAUGUAAUAAUGAUCGCCUUUUUCCCUAGAAAACAUACAUUAAAGUUCUCUUUUCGCCAGAAAGCGCACAUAAAUACUGAACGAUUGCCCCCUGGACAUCCCAUAAUACUCCUUAAAUCAAAUAAAUAUCAUUAUGGCCGCCAUAUCGGUAAAAUCGGGUCUAUUUUAAAACCAUGACAUGCGCAUUUUGUUAUAGGAUGCCGGUUGUGGUGUAGGGGGACCUAUGAUAAAUAUUGCCAAGUCCACCGGAGCUCAUGUAGUGGGCCUUAAUCCCUGUGAAUAUCAACUCAAGCGAGUGAAGUUUCACAUCGAAAACAACAACAUGCAAGAAUGCUGCAUUGGUGUUAAGGUCAGUUUUAAUUACUCAACAACUUAGUAACCUCUGGUUGUGUGAAUGUGAGCAACUGUUUUUCAGAUCACAGAGAAAUUGGAUGAAGUUUGUUUGGAUUGGGUGUGUCGGCAGAAACAAAUAUUGGCUGCAACGCAGCUGAUAUGAAAUGAUACUUGUAGCCCAGAAUUAGCUAAAAACUCAGGAAAAGGUAUUAAAAUAUAAACCUUGACACUAAUUUACUAAAAUUUAUUUAGUAUUGAUGUCAUUCAUUAUUCUUCUGCCUUAUGAGUCUGAAAAAGCACCCAGUUAUUAACCAAAAAAGGCCGAGAAAUGUUAUGUUAACCACUGGUUUGUAAAAUACUACGGUCGACAAGGUCUUUUUGAUCAGUAAGACCAACUACAAGAAAUAUGCAUUUGUAAUAAAAUAGCUUUGCUUUGCUUAGUUAAGCAGUCUGAAUGGCUUUUAUCAAUUAACUUUUGCAACAAAAACGUCAGAGAAAAAUGAACACAGUAAAAUUAACUCGAACAAAGAUUUCCACUUCUAGACGCACAUAAUCGGCAACUUAAUUGUUUUUUUCUUUCUUUGUUUUCAGGGAGACUUUCAUCACAUGGAGUUUGGCGACAAUACUUUUGAUGGAGGGUAUGCGUUAGAGUCCACUCUUUACGCAACAGACCCGGAAAUUGUUUACCGAGAAAUACGACGUGUGCUAAAACCUGGUGCUAUCUUUGUUGAUUCUGCCUGGGCUAUGACAGAGGCAUUUGACCCAAAGAAUGCAGAGCAUGUGAAGAUCAAGGAAGGCAUCGAGGUAAUUCAGUAAGAGAGGUAGUGAAUGAUGAAUUUUCUGGGUACAACAGAGUACUAAAGUGAUGACGUCGUAAAAAUGAAAUUUCUGAAAUUAUGGGAUUUGUCAGGACAUUCUGAAAGAACAAUGUCCAAGGGGCCUACUUACCAAAAAUGAGCAUCUCGGGGCAAAUUGUCUCUGAGAUGUUAGCCGGUUAUACUCAAAACACUCCACACAAACCCUUCUAAUUUCUUUGGAUCGACCCCAAAAAAUUUUGAAGGGUUUGUAUGGAGUUUUCUAAGCAUAACUUGACUACGAUCUCCUAGACAAUUUGCCCCGGAAUGCUCAUUUUUGGCAAGUAGGCCUCUUGGACAUUGUUCUUUCAGAAUAUCCUGACAAAUCUCAUGAUUUCCGAAAUUUCAUUUUUAUGACGUCACAAUUUAGUACUCUAUUGCUCGCGUCCUUGAUAUCUCUUGGCAGGAGGAGCACAAAACCCCGGUUUUACACUAUACAUGUACGAAUGAUUUGUUUCCAUUAAUCAGUGAUUUAAGAAAUAUGAUUCUGAAAUACACGCCGUUCUGGAAUAAACGCCGCAUCAGAAACGCGGCUAAAAAUGUAUUAAUCGGUUAAUUGAGUAUAAUACGGUAAGGGUUCUAAAAAUAGACUCAUUGAAUCACGCUCUGUGAUAUUUGCAUUGAGACGUGAUUGGGAGCGUCAGAGUAAUGGGAUCCUGGCUCCGCUGUGUGAGAGUAUUGUCAUGAUGCUACUAAAAAAGAUCUAUAUAUUGAUGCAAUCCAGUUAAAUAUCAGUUAUAAGUUACCAAUUGACUAAAUCGCGUUCCUGUGUUAACUUCAUUAGAUUGGUAAUGGCAUCCCCGAUCUGCGAACUCAACUUGUCCUUUUGGAAGCAAUACGGAAGUCGGGAUUGGAGAUCGUAGAGUAUAAGAAUGCGCAUUGUGAUGGUGAGCUUCCAUGGUACGUAACUGUUAGAAAAUAGUGCGAGGUUAAAGACAUCUAGUAAUACUGAGUCUCAUCCAGUAAUACUGAGCCUCAUUGUUCAUUGGCAUGCGCAUUGAGAGAGGAAAGGGCGGAAGGUGGAAGUUCGAUAACGUAGGGGGAAAACCACGCAACAAUGCCUAAAGCGAGGAAGCUAAGAAAAUGGGGCGACGGCAGGAUCCCAUGGGCUCCUGACGGCGGCCGGAAAUAAAGAUAUAGGUGGUGGGAGGUUUGGAACUUACUUCCAUCCCCCUCCCCCAGUAAGCAUCAAUAAUGAAAACCCUUGUAGUGGACACAUCAUGUUGUACUAUACAACGUUGGAAGUACACUUAGCUGCUCUAGCCUCGACAUGUUACCCUCGACCCUCGACCCUUGACCCUUGACACCUUGACCAAAAGUCGGACAGGGACUCGAACCCGAAACUGCCGAAUUGCGAGUCUGAUAUGCUGACCACUUGAAUUGGUCAGGCUUCCUUCUCCAGUUUUUACUGACUGAUCUGACCUUUCAGUUUGGCUGGCUAUUUAGUCGAAGGGUUGUACAACGGCAUAAAACAACUUCCCAUUCCCAACCUUGCAAACUAAAACCUCGCAAAAACGUUGCCUAGCUCAGUUAGUGGAGCGCUUGAGUGCAUAGAGCAGGAGGCUGGGGGUUAGAUUCGACCCUCUCUCUUAGAGUAAUUGGUCGGACCAAUGCUAAAGGUAUUCAGUAACACACCUGGGAAAUGAAAGCACUGUCUUUGACCUGCAAGCGGGCGGACUUUUGAGUGGCUCUGAUGACCACGAAACAAAUAGCAUCUUCAACUUUCUUGCUCAAUACAAUGACAGUUGAAUAUUAGUGGUUACAGUGCUUUGCUGCAUCUUUCCUGGGAAUUCUCAAUUUUCUUCUCUUUAAGGUACACAUUUCUUGUCGGAAAACACGCUUUCUCUCUGGACGCCUUCAGAGUAUCCUCGGUUGGUCGAAAGCUUACCCACUUCAUGCUAUCAGCCAUGGAAAUGCUGCGCAUUGUACCUCAAGGUUCCACUGAUGUUCAUAACGUGUUGCUGACUGCUGCGGAUGCUCUCAUCCAAGGGGGGAGGAAAGACAUCUUUACGCCGAUGUUUAGAUUGGUCCUUAGGAAGCCAUUGUAGUGCGGAGAGAAAGCAUGGAAAAAUGCUCUUUGUGGCACAUUAAGCAACAAAUUUCAAUUAAUUUGGAAGUCUGAUAUCUUCAAAAAUGUAGUGUAGUACGCUUUGAUAUAUUCAAGUGGGCGGAGUACGUCUGUUGAACUUUCACAAAACCGGACCA